AUGGACUUAGCAGGUCAAGCUCAUGUGCUGGUGGUGUUACUCACCUGCCUGGUCUUGCUGUCCUGGGCCCAAGAGAAGGACUACACGGUGAGAGAGGAGCAGCCCGAGAAUGUUCGCAUCGGGAACCUACGGAAGGACUUGGACCUGAACCUUGACCCUGACUUCAAGCUGUCCUCGCCACUGCAGUUCAAGCCCGUCUACAAAACGGGCGAUGUGCCUUUGGUGAGGGUAGAGGCCAACACCGGGGAGAUCUUCACCACGGCUCAUCGUAUCGACCGAGAGAAGCUCUGCUCGGGAGUAUUCAACAAGAAGCGCUGCUUCUACGAGAUCGAAGUAGCCGUUCUGCCCGACGAGAUCUUCCGUCUGGUUAAGAUCCGGUUCCUGAUUGAGGACAUCAAUGACAACGCUCCACUCUUCCAGUCCACCGUAAUAAACAUUUCCAUCCCAGAGAACACUGCCAUCAACACCCGGUACCCCGUGCCCUCUGCAUUUGACCCAGAUGUGGGGAUCAAUGGGAUCCAACACUAUGAACUUGUCAAGAGUGUAAGUGAGUUUGGCCUAGACAUCAUCGAGACCCCAGAGGGAGACAGAUGGCCUCAGCUGAUCGUCCAGCAGAGCCUGGACCGCGAGCAGAAGGACACCUUCGUCAUGAAGAUCAAGGUGGAGGACGGAGGAACGCCACCCAAGUCCAGCACGGCCAUCCUCCAGGUCACCAUCUCCGACGUCAACGACAAUCGGCCGGUCUUCAAGGACAGUGAGGUGGAGGUGAACAUCCCCGAGAACGCCCCCAUAGGAACCUCCGUCACCCAGCUCCACGCCACGGACGCAGACCUCGGCUCCAACGCCCAGAUCCACUUCUCCUUCUCCAACCAGAUCUCCUCAUCCACCAAGAGGCAUUUUUCCAUAGACAGCACCACCGGGCUGAUCACUGUUAAGCAGCCCUUAGACAGAGAAGCCGCUCCGGUCCACAAACUCAUCGUCCUGGCCAGCGAUGGCAGCUCCACCCCCUCCAGAGCUACGGUUAUCGUCAACGUAACGGACAUUAAUGACAACGUUCCGUCCAUAGACACUCGGUAUAUAAUGAACCUUGUAAAUGGAACGGUUCUACUGUCAGAGAACGCUCCUCUCAACACAAAAAUAGCCCUAAUUACAGUGACGGACAAGGACUCGGAUCUGAACGGCAAAGUGACUUGUUACACUGACCAUGACGUUCCUUUCAGGUUAAAGCCAGUCUUUAAUGACCAGUUCCUGCUGGAGACUGCGGCCCCCUUAGAUUACGAAACAACCAGGGAAUAUGCAAUUAAGAUAGUAGCGUCGGAUUCAGGGAAGCCUCCUUUGAACACUUCAGCGAUGGUUUUAAUAAAAAUUAAGGACGAGAAUGACAACGCUCCCAUCUUCCCUCAGCCUGAGAUUCAGCUGUCCAUACCAGAGAACAAUGAUCCAUCCACGCAGCUCAUAAAGAUCAGUGCCACGGAUGCAGACAGCGGACAUAAUGCAGAGAUUAUUUAUUCUCUUGGCCCUGACGCGCCUGAUGGGUUUAACAUAGAUAGACGGUCAGGAAUCCUCUCCGUUGGCAAACGCCUGGAUAGAGAGAAGCAAGAGAAGUAUUCGUUCACUGUCAUGGCGAGGGACAAUGGGUCUACUUCGCUGCAGAGCAAUGUCACAGUGAGGUUAAUAGUGCAGGACCUCAACGACAACAGCCCAGCUUUCACCCAUCCUGAGUAUAACUUCUACGUGCCUGAGAACCUGCCUCUGUACGGGACCGUGGGUCUGAUCACCGUCACAGAUUCUGACGCAGGUGACAACUCUGUCAUAACACUGUCCAUCCUGAACGGGAAAGACAAUUUCCUUAUUGAUCCCCAGACCGGUGUAAUCAAACCCAACCUCACAUUUGAUAGAGAGCAGCAGAGCUCAUACACUUUUAUGGUGAAGGCUAUAGAUGGAGGGCAACCACCCAGCACUUCAUACGCCAAGGUCACCAUAAACGUUGUGGAUGUCAAUGACAAUCGACCCGUUUUUGUUAUUCCCUCGUCCAACUACUCUUACGAUCUGGUCCAGUCUACCACCAGCCCUGGGUCUGUGGUCACCAGGGUGUUCGCUAUAGACAAUGACACUGGCAUGAAUGCUGAGCUGCAGUACAGCAUCAUUGGGGGAUCACCAAGAGGGCUGUUUGCCAUAGACAAAACAACUGGUAAUAUAACUCUGCAGGAGAAGAUAGUCUCAGCCGAUCAGGGUUUACACAGGCUAGUGGUGAAAGUCAAAGACCUGGGCCAGCCAGAGUCCUUACACGCAAUCGCCCUCAUUCACCUGUUCAUUAACGAGACUGUAUCCAACGCUACGUUCAUUCAAGAGCAGCUACGUAAGAGCUUGGAGACUCCAUUGGACCGCAACGUGGGAGACAGUGAGGUCACACCCCAAGCCAACGGAUACGUGAUUGUUGUCAUCGCUAUUAUAGCUGGGACUAUGACAGUCAUCUUAGUCAUUUUCGUGACAGCCUUAGUGCGCUGUCGUCAGACGCCCAGGCACAAAGUGGUGCAGAAGGGCAAGCAGAGCGGCGAGUGGGUGUCGCCCAACCAGGAGAACCGUCAAAUCAAGAAGAAAAAGAAGAAAAAGAAGAGAUCCCCUAAGAGCCUCCUCUUGAACUUUGUCACCAUAGAAGAAUCCAAGCCUGAUGAUGCCAGCCAGGAGCACAUUAAUGGAACCCUGGACCUGCCUGUGGAGCUAGAUGAGCAGACCAUGGGGAAAUACAACUGGGCCACUACGCCGACCACCUUCAAACCUGACAGUCCAGACUUAGCCAAGCAUUACAAGUCUGCCUCCCCCCAGCCAACCUUCCAAAUCAAACCAGAGACCCCGAUGGCGCCAAAUAAACACCACGUGAUUCAGGAGCUCCCGCUAGACAACACGUUUGUGGUGGGCUGUGACUCGCACUCCAAGUGCUCCUCCACCAGCUCAGACCCGUACUCGGUCUCAGAGUGCAGCUGUCAGGGGGGAUUCAAGACUUCUGGGCAAAUCCACACCAGACAGUCAGAACAGGUCCCAGGACUGGACAUCCCUGCCCCUGCAGUCAGAACAGGUCCCAGGACUGGACAUCCCAGCCCCUGCAGUCAGAACAGGUCCCAGGACUGGACAUGCCUGCCCCUGCAGUCAGAACAGGGCCCAGGACUGGACAUCCCUGCCCCUGCAGUCAGAACAGGGCCCAGGACUGGACAUGCCUGCCCCUGCAGUCAGAACAGGGCCCAGGACUGGACAUGCCUGCCCCUGCAGUCAGAACCGGUCGCAGGUCUGGACAUCCCUGCCCCUGCAGUCAGAACAGGGCCCAGGAAUGAUAUCUCAUAA
Salvelinus namaycush (lake trout) is the source of this 3339-nucleotide messenger RNA. Its product is annotated as protocadherin-11 X-linked-like. Gene Ontology annotation, molecular function: calcium ion binding. Gene Ontology annotation, cellular component: plasma membrane. Lineage: Eukaryota; Metazoa; Chordata; Actinopteri; Salmoniformes; Salmonidae. Gene Ontology annotation, biological process: homophilic cell-cell adhesion. The coding region runs from base 1 to 3339 and encodes 1112 amino acids. The transcript is spliced from 3 exons. The record is from RefSeq and is a predicted model, not a curated record.